AUGCCGACCGCUGAGACUCAGGAGUAUCUCUGCGUUGAAGAGGCGACGGACGAAGAGGUUUCUGCCGGGCAGGAGGCUCCCGCCCUGCGGACGGAGCUCCCAUUUUCCCUCCGAGUUGCCUUGCCGGUGGCGGCCUGCCUUGUGAUCUCGGGGCUGGCAGCCAUCACCUUGCUGCCCAACCAGGCUCCGAUGACAGCUAAGCCGAGCAUUGCCAUUCGAAGGUGGGAGGAGGACCUGAAGUCCACGCAGUGUGGCAUGAUGGAGAACAACACCGAAUAUGUGGAGUAUUCGGGCUGGGGGAAGAGCCUGGACCACGUCCCGGGUCCGGAAAUGUGCUGCGCCUUCUGCCAGAUAGCUACUUCUUACCUGUCCGAGCGCCGGCUCAAGGACCCAACCAUCUAA
Messenger RNA from Symbiodinium natans, 402 nucleotides. The record is from the annotation of a GenBank genome assembly. NCBI's taxonomy places the organism in Eukaryota, Dinophyceae, Suessiales, Symbiodiniaceae.